Salmo salar (Atlantic salmon) is the source of this 1255-nucleotide messenger RNA. The record is from RefSeq and is a predicted model, not a curated record. Lineage: Eukaryota; Metazoa; Chordata; Actinopteri; Salmoniformes; Salmonidae.
GGUUGUAAUGCCCAUGAUAUCCAGUGGAUGGUGCACUUGAGCCAGAUACAUAAAGUCUUAUGUACGUCGUGUCCGUCGUCCAGACAACGCCGUGUAAACUCCCAGUGCUUCCUGAGGACCAAAACACUGGCAUGUUGUGACCAGAGAAAUGACUGACAAUAUCAACAUGUCAUCGUUAUGACUGGGAGGGUUUCGAAACGAAACGUUUGAUAUUUGAAGAAAGAAAGAAAGAAAAAAAAAAAGUUAGAAGAAUCGUACAAAAGAUCUCUUACAAGAGACCCCACCGGGAAUAAGACGGAAUAACAAUGGGUUUGUUUGAUAAACUAGCCGGCUGGCUGGGGCUGAAGAAGAAGGAAGUGAAUGUUCUGUGUCUGGGAUUGGACAACAGCGGCAAGACCACCAUCAUCAACCAACUCAAACCGUUCAAUGCCCAGACACAAGACAUCGUCCCGACCAUUGGCUUCAGCAUAGAGAAGUUCAAGACAUCAAGUCUCUCCUUCACAGUGUUCGACAUGUCUGGCCAAGGGCGAUACAGAAACCUCUGGGAACAUUACUACAAGGAGGGUCAAGCCAUCAUCUUUGUGGUGGACAGUGGAGACAAGUUGAGGAUGGUGGUCGCUAAAGAAGAACUGGAUACACUGCUCAACCACCCAGGUGAAUCAUCCUCCUCAUUAUACACUCCUCAACCACCCAGACAUAAAGCACCGGCGAAUCCCCUUGCUGUUCUUUGCCAACAAGAUGGACGUGAGAGACGCCCUUUCUUCAGUCAAGGUGUCCCAGCUCCUCUGUCUGGAGAAAAUCAAGGACAAGCCCUGGCACAUCUGUGCCAGUGACGCCGUGAAAGGAGAGGGUUUACUAGAAGGUGUUGACUGGCUGCAAGAUCAAAUCAAAACGAUGAGAACGUGAGAGGUUGAGAGAACGACGCGACGGAGGGGGGGGGGGGGGGAAAUGCCAUCGUCUGGGUGGCGUCAUGGCAACACUGGAGUCCCUCGGGGGUUGACCCCAAUGGUGUAAAUUCUCAACAUGACUCCCACCAACCAUGCACACACACACACACACACGCCUCAGAAGAGUUGGAGCCAGCUAUGACCUUUGACCUUUAAACAUCAACCAGUCUGGAUGAAGGACUAGCCUUACCGACGGCCCCUGGAAAUAGAUAUUAUUUCUUCCAGUAAUUCACACAUCUUUGCCACCAAUUUGUCUUUUUUACCCUCAUUUCAAAUGACCCACUCUGAAUAAACCAGUUUUAAAUGGA